Schistosoma mattheei is the source of this 2078-nucleotide messenger RNA. NCBI's taxonomy places the organism in Eukaryota, Metazoa, Platyhelminthes, Trematoda, Strigeidida, Schistosomatidae. The record is from the annotation of a GenBank genome assembly.
CAGGUAUUGGAUAUUGUAUGAACGCUAAAUUUCAAACGGUAGCGUUGCAAUGGUCCGCAAAUUAAAGUAUCACGAACGAAAAUUGCUAAAGAAGGUCGACUUUAUUAACUGGGAAUGUGACAAUAACUUACAUGAAGUUAAAAUUAUGCGACUGUUUCACGUCCAGAAACGCGAAGACUACACACUGUAAGCCUUCGUUGAUUUUCUCAACGUUAAUGUCGACUUGAUGUGUACAAACUUAAAGAAAACAAGUAUUGGCAGUUGACUUAUGACUCGUUAUUUCGACUUCUUGGUUUGCAACCGCCGCUUCUCGAUAAUUAUCUUUAUUCGAAGAUCAUCGUAUCGUUACGAAGUGAAGGAUUUGGACAAGAGUUACAAUAAACUCUCUCGAAAAAUCAGAGAAAUUGCGGAAAAACUUAAGAAUAUCAAUGAAAACGAUCCUUGGAGGGCAGAAAUGACUGAACUACUGACAGCAAAGUUACACAACUUAGGUUUGAUACCAACAAGAAGGAGUCUUAUGUUAGCGUCGAAAGUCAACGCCUCUUCAUUUUGUCGAAGACGGCUUUCAGUUAUUGUAAUGCGUUCAAAAAUGGCAGAAACAAUGAAAGCAGCUGUGACGUUUGUUGAGCAAGGACAUGUUCGUGUGGGCCCAGAUAUCAUACGAGACCCAGCAUAUCUGGUUACAAGAUCUAUGGAAGACUAUAUAACUUGGGGAUCUCGAUCGAAAAUUCGUAAACGAAUUGAGGAUUAUAAUGGAUUGCGAGAUGAUUAUGAUGAUGUGUGACAAAUUGUGAGUAUAUAAUACUAUACAUAAAUCAUUAUGACUACAAGUUAUAUAUUUUCUUGGAAUAUAUAAUUGAAAUUACUCCUUCAAAAAAUUCUCGAGUUUUACUGCAGAUUCAUGCCAAGUUCGCUAUUUCGGACGUAAGAAAUACAAAGGUCUUACCGCCAUCCGACAAAAUUACCAACACACUGUCGCUCAAAUCUGUAAAUUUUCGUGAACUCUUGAACUUGUGUAAUCUUUAUAGUGUAGUGUAGGUGAUCGUAAUAUAAUGAACGACAUAUUUCGCAGUUUUAGCCUGUUAAACCGCUUUUUAGAUCAAAUGGAUGUCUUUCAUAAUUUAUAAGCUCGGAAAAAGUCUGAAUGACUUGAGUGAAAUUCAGAUCCCUCGGAAUUUUCUCUUUGAAUUUUGGAGACAUCAUUAAUCAACCUUUGAAGUCUAAUGACUUCUUACUAGCCAUUUUUCAUCGCUUCAGAUUAGCCAUGGCUUUUAGAACUUCAAUUAGAGUCGGUGGGCCUAUUUCAAUGUCCCAUUCAAGCUGUUUGGGAAUGGUGAUUAGCUGAAUAACAGCUGAACUGCUCCUUAAAUUGUUCCGCUCAUCGUCCUAAACCUCUAAACCGAGAGCAGAUGAGUGCCGUCUUUUUCUGAGAUUGACAGUUGACUUAUUAGUCCCUGUUUCCUUUAUUAGUCUGAAAAGCUGUUUGGUGUUACCUACAGCUGCUGCUUUCUCCAUAUUUUUUUGCUUUCGUUGCUCACCACUGCUCACGAUCGUUUCGCAAACUCUUGGUUAGUCUAGAUCUGGUUUGUUUUCGCUCUUCAUUGUGUUCGGAGCCUGAUGGGAUAAGUUUAAGAGGGUCUAUCAGCGCAAUAGAUGUCACAAAACCCACUGGUUUUUCGUAACCCUUUGGUUCACAUCAGUAAUAGAUGUCACUGCUGUCUCCACAGACGUUUUUAUAUCUUUUCAAGCAACAUCUAGGUCAGCCUCCUUUUCAGAACUGUCUAAGUAUGACCUCAGUUGUUCCUAGAAUUUACUUUUGACUUUCUCGUCACUAAGUUAAACUACAAUGGGUCUUCUUAAUGUGGCUUUUCUGCGUCCAGUGAAGCACAAGCAAAUACUUGCUUGUAUUAGAACAUGAUCAGAGUUUAAACAUGUAUUCUAGAACGAGCGGCAGUCAUCUAUCGAGCCUCUCCAACGAUGACUGAUGGCAGUAUGGUCUAUUUGAGCCUAUCGUCACCAUUUUAGAUGAUGUCUCUCAUGCUGAAAAGUAGUGCUUGCUAAAAAUAAACGAUUGUCUG